This is a messenger RNA of Phytophthora megakarya, 648 nucleotides long. NCBI's taxonomy places the organism in Eukaryota, Oomycota, Peronosporomycetes, Peronosporales, Peronosporaceae. The record is from the annotation of a GenBank genome assembly.
AUGGUCACUCUGAACCGGUUAGACGAAAUCUUGAUUCCCAGGACCGAGAACCCAGUGGUGCGAGUUGCGUCGGUUAUCACUCGAGCUGCUCGAGUAAGAUCACCUGCGGGUGUUAUGCAAGAGAAUCUGAUCCGGGAGAUGCGGGUCGAUCGGAUCAAGCAGGCCCAGGAGGAGGAAGUCUGGAUCGCAGGCAUGAAUAAGUAUCUGAGUGGCUCGAUCGUAGAUCUCACGCAAGCCGAAGCAAGAUCGUAUGGCAAGAUCGCUGCCGACUAUGAGGUAGACGAACAGGAUCUACUCUACUACUGCCCUCCCACGCCGAGAUCGGGGGAUGAACGCGAUCGGUUGUUGAGAUUGGUGGUUCCCGAAACACUACAAUCGGACGUCUUACGUCACUAUCACACUACGUUGGAAGGAGGACAUCAGGGAGUGGGGCGAACCUACCAGCGGAUCAGGGAUAAUUUCCAUCGGAGAGGAUUAUAUCGGAGCGUUCAGCGAUACGUGGGGGAAUGCGUGGACUGUGAAACGGGAAAAGGAAAACCUGUGAUCCGGGAUGAAUCACCAGGGAAAUUGCAGGCGACAUACCCAUUCCAGAUCAUUGCGAUGGAUCACAUACCUUCGCUACCCAGGUCCCACAAAGGGAAUACGUAG